Molecule: messenger RNA, 297 nt
Organism: Hibiscus syriacus
Lineage: Eukaryota; Viridiplantae; Streptophyta; Magnoliopsida; Malvales; Malvaceae
Product: non-specific lipid-transfer protein 2-like
Exons: 1
Coding region: 1-297 (98 amino acids)
Biological process (GO): lipid transport
Source: RefSeq, a predicted model, not a curated record
AUGAAGAGGUUUCCAUGCCUUGCCUUAAGUGCGGCAGCACUAGUGGUGCUGGCGGUGUUUUCGGGAGAAACACAGUGGGAGGAUGCACAAGUGACAUGCAACCCUAUAGAGCUCAGUGUCUGCUUGCCGGCAAUCACGUCAUCGACGCAUACAUCCGAAAGCUGCUGCAACAGGCUGAGGGAUCAGACGACAUGCUUUUGCGGGUACCUUAACGACCCUGCUUUAAGACAAUUUGCUGAUAAUCCCAACACUAGAAUGAUCGCUGGCGCUUGUGGAGUUCCAUAUCCUCGGUGUUAA